AUGGAAAAACCAGACGAAGCGAGAUCACGAUGGACCAAAGAAGAAGACCAGAUGCUUAUUGAAUGUAAAAGUAGAAAUCCCGAUCAAUCUUGGGAAAAAAUAGCAAAGCUGGCAGGGCUGAACAGGACUGGUAAGAGUUGUAAGGAGAGGUGGAAGAACCACCUGGGUCCUAAUGUCAAGAGAGAGAAGUUCUCCCAAGAGGAAGACGACUCCAUCAUCUGCUUCCAGUCGCUCUAUGGGAAUAGCUGGGCAAGUAUAGCAGCUCAUCUUCCUGGGCGAACCGAUAAUGAUGUCAAGAACCGCUGGUACAACCAUUUGAAUGAGAAGAAGCUUGGGAGAAGUACCGGGGAUCAGCCACAUACCACACAACUCUUUCAUCUCAACCACAAAAUUGAUCCAAAUGCAAGCUCAAGCUCAAGCUCAAGCUCGAUUCCUACACUGGUUUCAGCCUCACAAGAAAUCGCUAGCCCUUGGUCCACUCCUGAAUUAGCCUCUCUGGAGAGCGAGUUCAUGCCAACUGAAGAAGUUACCAGAUUUUGGUCUGCUUGA
Molecule: messenger RNA, 549 nt
Organism: Vitis riparia (riverbank grape)
Lineage: Eukaryota; Viridiplantae; Streptophyta; Magnoliopsida; Vitales; Vitaceae
Product: transcription factor MYB114-like
Exons: 2
Coding region: 1-549 (182 amino acids)
Source: RefSeq, a predicted model, not a curated record